AUGGCCGGCGACGAGGCGAAGCCUGCCGACUUGGCCGACGGGGACGCGGCAGCCACCGACCCGCAGCCGGCGCGCCUGCCGGGCGACGUGCUCGCCAACGUCCUCCGCCGCGUCCCUCCGCGCUGGCUCGCCGCGUCCCGCUGCGUCUGCAGGGCCUGGCGCGACGCCGUCGACGGCCGCCGCCUCCUGCGCGCCGACCUGCUCCCGCUCGCCCUCGCCGGCCUCUUCAUCCACUUCGACGACCACAAGUUCCCGGAAUUCCUCGCCCGCCCCUCGCCCCGUGCGGUCAGCGGCAGCCUGAGCUUCCUGCCGUCCACCAGCCCCCACUGCGGCCAUAUCUGGGAUGACGACUGCGAUGAUUGGCGCGACUACAGCAUCCGGGAUCACUGCAACGGCCUCCUCUUGCUUAGCAAUAACCGCGUGGUUAACCCUGCUACGCGAUGGUGGAAUACUCUGCCGACGUGCCCGUCGGAGCACGGUGCCGGGAGCGUGCUGUACCGCGAGCAUCUAAUCUAUGAUCCGGUGGUAUCGCCCUACUACGAGGUGUUUAUGAUCCCCACUUUGGGUAAGAAUCUUCCUGGAGACAAGGUAGACCCCUCUGAAUGGGCACCGUCCCUAUGCAAGAUGUAUGUGUUCUCAUCAAAGUCGGGAUGUUGGGAGGAGAAGAAUUUCGUCAGAGAAGGGGAUGCUGCAGGGAUCUAUGGUGAGAUGCAAGUGAGUAGUCACCGGCGCUUCAAUGCCGCCUACUUUCGAGGAACACUUUAUGUGCAUUUCAGAGCUAAUUUUGUUAUGAGGAUAUCAGUGUCCAAUAAUACGUACAGCGUAGUUAAACCACCAGUGGAUAUAGAAGAUGAUACCAGAGACGACUACUAUCCAUAUGUUCAGAUUGUAAGAUCAAAAAGGGGGUUGUACUUUGUGGAGCUUGACAAGGGUUGGCAUCGGAUGAAGUGCUGGCUUCGAGUUUGGACCCUUAAUGAAUCGUGUGGCCAGAUGGAGUGGAUUCUGAAGCAUGACAAAGACCUGAUGCUCGUGCUAGCACCUCAACGGUUUUAUCAACGAGUUCAAUGGGUCUUAGAAGAUAUUAACUACAACCUGUUCCUUUCAUCCAGUUCUCCAGAAGACCACAAGAAAUCAACAAUUGAGAAUAAAUUUGAAUGGAACUCUGACAAUGAUGAAAUCGAAGACAUGGUUGAUAAUUGUAACUUAGAAGACAAGAUGAAAGCAAUAGUUGAAAAUAAAUUGGUAUGGAGCUGCAGCAAUCACGGUGCCCUUAACAAUGGAGAUAUGGUUGGAGAGUGUUACUUCGAUGAAGAGCAUAGUGAUAAUUUAGAUUCUGAUGAUAUUGAGGUACUUGGGUUUCACCCAUAUAAAGAGAUUGUCUUGUUGAGUGCAUCAGUCCGGACAGGAUUGGCAUAUCAUUUGAAUGGCUCGAAGAUUGAAAAUUUAAGAAAUAUAUACCCAAAGGAUUAUAUACAUUUCAAAGCGCUAAUUAAUGAAAGGGAGAGGAUCAAAUCUUUUGCAUACACGCCAUGCUGGAUUGAAGAGUUCCCUGGAAACAAAUAGUCUAGAAAUUCAUCUCACAUGGGAUUCUAUAUUAUUUACCAUCUACUUGAGCAAUAUAAGAAAUGGCUUGCACACGAUGUUUGAGUUAUCUGUAUUGUGUGUGUACUUUACGAGGAUUGGUUAAUUUUUACCCAAAAAUAGUUGCAAUUAUAUCUGUUUAUUUUUCUCUUGCGAAUGUUGUUAAAUUUUAAGUGUUGCUACUUGCUAUUGAAUGGUUUACCAGCUAGUUUCUUCUUUGAAUCAUGCACUCUUGGAAAUAUGCAUUUCUCUACUUGUAUCAACCUUCCAGUUAGCUUCAGAUAUCUAUCUACAAGGCAACAAGUAAGUUCGCUCAAAUUUAGCUGUUGAUGGUUUUUGGGAUG
This is a messenger RNA of Lolium rigidum, 1925 nucleotides long. RefSeq lists its product as uncharacterized. The coding region runs from base 1 to 1563 and encodes 520 amino acids. Gene Ontology annotation, molecular function: protein binding. NCBI's taxonomy places the organism in Eukaryota, Viridiplantae, Streptophyta, Magnoliopsida, Poales, Poaceae. The transcript is spliced from 2 exons. The record is from RefSeq and is a predicted model, not a curated record.